GUUCCCUGAUGGCAAAGAAUGGGUCCACCACGUUUAUUUCCAGGUUCCCUGUCCCUAAAACGGUCAUGAGGAUUUGAUGAAUGAGUAGCUAAGGGCCAGCCCCACACCUGCACACUUGCUGUUUUCAGACCUUUGACACUGACAUUCCAAGCUCUCACCUGCAGCCCAGUGCCUGGAGGGCCUUACUCACUUCUCCCAGCCUCUCCAGAUGUGACUAGUUACAAGGUCCAGGCAGCUGAGCCUGGCCCUGCUUAAUAUUUUCUUCUCCACCCCCUCCCUUCCCCUCCUUCAAAAGACUCCUUUGUGAGGGUGAACCGAGAGGAGCCAGUUCUAGAACCUCCAGGGACCCUAGUUUACCCUCGUAUAAAAAUCCCUGACCCACAGGCUAGGACACCACACAGCCAUUGACUAGGAAGAUACACGCCUACGUUCACGAACACCGAAGCUGCCCGUGACAUUCGAAUCACCGAGUUUUAGCUAAUGGAGAACACGGUUUACGUAGAACUAUACACACGUACUUCCCCGUGAACGUACACAAUACAUGUACCUGCAAGAAUGUUCAUCAAACGUCACCCUCUGAAUCACUGGAUCUCCUCCUUGAUUCUCAGUACUUUUUAAUUUUACGUUUUCCCAUACUGAUGAAGCACCCUUUGUAUAAAAAGGAACAAGAAGAGACCCGAGAAACGAGAUCUGCAACCCGGCCAGCCAAGAAAAGAAAGGACCCACGCUGUGAGCAAACUGAUGAUCAGGUAGUCAGGCCGCAGGUGCAGUGAGCGACAGCAGGUGGUUGGCGGCCAGGUUUUGCACUUCUACCGACAGGACCCCCGGACUUCGCGAACAUUCCACUGCUCACGGGGCAGCCAGCCUGCCCGGGAGCGCGUCACCACAGAAACGGAAUCCACAUGAGGCUGCCAGGGCAGGAUGUAAUUACCUGAGGACGGGGCAAACAUUCUCACCCCAACGAGAAGGGCACUCCUGGGGUCUUCAAAGGGCGGCAGGGCCAGGGCCUCCCGGCGGGCACACUUCAGACCUGGCUGCGAAGGCCUCGGAUAACGCACGGCUCCCCAGAGCGGGGGUGCUGCUUAUAAAAGCGUCCCCGGGGGCCUGGGCCCCAGGAGGGAGACGGGAGGGAAGCCGGAGGGCAGCGCGCAGAUCGGGCCAUGCUGGCCGCCUCCAUCCUCCGUCGGAGCCUGCUGCUCUGCUGGCUCGCUGCCCCCCGGGCCGCCGGGCCGGAGCCGCUGUUCCACAGCCGGGACCGCUCGGACCUGGAGCCGCCCCCGCUGCGCCGGGCCCAGCCCAUCGCGGACGCCCUCGCCGCGCAGCGCUUCCUGUCCAAGUACGGCUGGGCCGACGCGCCCCCGGGGCCCGGCUCCCGGACCCCCGGCCCCGCCGCGCCGCCCGCGGGCCCCCCGGCCGCCGCCCUGGCCGAGGCCGUGCGCAGGUUCCAGAAGGUCAACGCGCUGCCUGCGAGCGGGCGGCUGGACGCGGCCACGCUGGCGGCCAUGAACAGGCCGCGCUGCGGCGUCCCCGACACGCGGCCGCCGGUGUCCCCGCCGCCCCGGGUGCGGCCCAAGCGCUUCGCGCGGCCGCUACCGCCACGGAGCCCGCGGUCCGAGGACGCCGCGCCCCGCGGGGACACCCGGGCCUUCGCCAAGAGGACGCUGACGUGGCGGCUGCUGGGGGAGGGCGCCAGCGGCCAGCUGUCCGUGGACGAGCAGCGGCACAUCCUCAGACUGGCCUUCAGGAUGUGGAGCGAGGUGACGCCGCUGGACUUCCGGGAGGACCUCGCCGCCCCCGGGGCCGCGGUGGACAUAAAACUGGGGUUCGGACGAGGCCGGCACCUGGGCUGUCCCCGGGUUUUUGAUGGCAGCGGGCAGGAGUUUGCACACGCCUGGCGCCUGGGCGACAUCCACUUUGACGAUGAUGAGCACUUCACACCUCCCAGCAGUGAUGCGGGCAUCAGCCUUCUCAAAGUGGCCGUCCAUGAAAUUGGCCACGUACUCGGCCUGCCUCACACGUACCGGACAGGAUCCAUAAUGCGGCCGAAUUAUACUCCCCAGGAGCCUGCGUUUGAGCUGGACUGGUCGGACAGAAAAGCCAUUCAGAAGCUGUACGGUUCAUGUGAAGGAUCGUUUGAUACCGCAUUUGACUGGAUUCGCAAAGAGAGAAACCAAUACGGAGCAGUGAUGAUGAGGUUUAGCACGUAUUUCUUCCGUAACGGCUGGUACUGGCUUUACGAAAAUCGCAACAGCCGGACACGCUACGGGGACCCCAUCCAGAUCCGCAGUGGCUGGCGCGGAAUCCCAACACAAAACAUAGACGCUUUUGUCCACCUCUGGACGUGGAGAAGAGACGAACGCUAUUUCUUUAAAGGAAAUCAGUACUGGAGAUACGACAGCGACAAGGAUCAGGCCUACACAGAAGAUGAACAAGGGAGAAGCUACCCCAGAUUGAUUUCGGAAGGAUUUCCUGGCAUUCCAAGUCCUCUGGACACUGCCUUUUAUGACAGAAGAAAACAGUUAAUUUACUUCUUCAAAGAGUCCCUCGUGUUUGCAUUUGAUGUCAACAGAAAUCAAGUACUUGAUUCUUAUCCAAUGAAGAUUACUGAGGUAUUCCCAGGAAUAGAGCCACAAAACCAUCCUUUCAGAAAUAUAGAUUCAGCCUAUUACUCCUACGCACACAACUCCGUUUUCUUGCUCAAAGGCAAUGCGUACUGGAAAGUGGUUAAUGCCAAGGACAAACAGCACCAGCCUUGGCUUCCUUCAAAUGGCUUAUUUCCAAAGCAGCCCAUCUCAGGGAGGUGGUUUGACAUUUGUGACGUCCAUGCCUCCACCCUGAACAUGUAAGGAGAAAAACAGGCAAGUGGAGAAAGGGAUUUCUCUUCUGAGAGAAAGUCAGGUCUUUUACAAAGAAAAUAAACCAGAUCUUUAGUAACCGAAACAAAUAGGGCUAAAACCCAGUGGAAAAAGCUAUUACCUGAACUUUUCAAAUACGUGGUUUAGAAGUCCGUUUUACAGGCAAAAAAAAAAAAAAAAAAAAAAAUUACCAAAUGAUUUUAGGACAUUUUUAGGAAAGGUUAAAAAAAAAAUCCCUGUCCUUCUGCCACCCAUCACCCCUGUACCGAUUUCAUGGCUGGAUGGAAACGUAGCCGUGGCCAAAGGAUCCAAUCACGGAAGGAGAUACGGCUCCCUGAACACAGAAGUGGUGUUACUGCCCUGAAAACAUAGGGAUUCAUCGGAAAAGCUCCACUACUGCGCUCCACACUUGCUGGCGUGGCAACUUACGUUUCCCUCACGGACAGCAUAUGGAAGGUUUCCCCACGCAUUUCUCUCCAUCUUCACAACUCCGUCGGAGUGCCAAGGCCCACACUACUUUGCACAUUUCUAGUCCUAGAAACUGAAGUUCACCGUUGUGUCCUUCCCAGCAGGGUCAACGCAGUGGCUGCUGGUGACCCCUGCCUCUGACUCCAGCCCCAGGGCCCUGGCACCUUCUCUCCAUCCCUGCCCUGAAAUUAACUGAAAAACAAGUCGUCUCAAUGACCAGGCCACAAAUAGCACUAUUCUGCCCACCUACCAGUCAAGGCUCAAGCACUUUAAGAAGCACUCAUUUAAAAUCAGCAAAUUACGACAUUUAGACAGACUUUUUUUCUCCCCCUCUAGGGAACGUUCAUAUUAUUGUUUCGACAAGUGAAGACGGCUAGAAUUGCCAUCUUCUUGCUUAGAAACGAAUAUCCCUCGACCAAAAGGCUGUUCAGCCAAGGAGAGGCCGGAAGACAAGACCAGGAAUGCGACAUCCUGAUGCCAGCUUACUUCAAAACUGGAUCUUCUCGGGGGAAGUGUGCGGGCUGGACCAGUGAGGACAGCACUUGCCGCAGGGGAAGCGGAGGGACGGCUGUCCCGAUGGACGAUAUCUGCUUUUGUACAUCUGUUUCACGACUUAGUUAAAACUUUAAAUGCCUCCGUGGUUUUUGAGAACGGAUGCACAUCUGUCCCAAGGAAACGCAAACCAGAUAACAAAGAAGUAGACAAAGGACAGGGCCAGCGACAGUCCCGUCAAGCUGGGACAGGUGUCAACUCACCGCCAAGGAAAACACCUGAAAAUCUCGGCGCGCUUUCGAGAAAGCACUUUGUAAAGGGCCAGCUUUAUUCCAGACAACUUCCCGGUACGGUUCAGAUUCCUCCAGAGGGCACGGCCACUGAGCGGAGGGACUACUGGCCAAGGCGCAGGGGCUGCGGGAGGCGCUGAAGGUCAGGGGUGAGCCCGCACUCGGGGCCAGGCCGACGGACGUGGCGGCACAGCGGGCUCCGGUCUACAUGUCCCAGCCGUCAACCCAACGGGAGACGGCAUGCCCGAUUUCUGUUCCGUUUCCUUGAAACGGAGGCUGUGGUGCCAGGGCAGGUAGGCAGCGCGAGGUGGGCACGGAGAAAACAGAGCUCGCGCGGGUGCCCAGACGAGAGCCGUGCAUGACAGUUGC
Messenger RNA from Felis catus (domestic cat), 4474 nucleotides. It is a transcript of the gene MMP21, whose product is annotated as matrix metallopeptidase 21. NCBI's taxonomy places the organism in Eukaryota, Metazoa, Chordata, Mammalia, Carnivora, Felidae. Bases 1161 to 2846 code for a protein of 561 amino acids. Gene Ontology annotation, cellular component: extracellular matrix. Gene Ontology annotation, biological process: extracellular matrix organization; proteolysis; collagen catabolic process. The record is from RefSeq and is a predicted model, not a curated record. The transcript is spliced from 7 exons. Gene Ontology annotation, molecular function: zinc ion binding; metalloendopeptidase activity.